AUGGCAGAGGGGAGGCCGUGGCUUGCCAUUGCAGGCGAGGUGAGCAGCUGGGAGGGAGACAGGAGAAAGGCGGAGGAGGGUGAGGAAUCCGCGAGUGCAGGUGCAGGAGAGGCGGAGGCGGAGGGGAGGUCGUGCCCUGCCAUUGCAGGCGAGGUGAGCAGCAGGGAGGGAGUCUGGAGAAAGGGGGAGGAGGGUGAGGAAGCAGCGAGUGCAGGUGCAGGAGAGGAAGAGGAGGGGAUGCCGUGGCUCGCCAUUGUUGGCGAGGUCAGCAGCUGGGAGGGAGUCUGGAGAAAGGCAGAGGAGGGUGAGGAAGUACCGAGUGCAGGUGCAGGAGAGGCGGAGGCGGGGUGGGGGGGGGGCGUGGCUUGCCAUAGCAGGCGAGGUGCAGGAGAGGCGGGGGCGGACGGGAGGCCAUGGCUUGCCAUUGCAGGCGAGAUGAGCAGCUGGGAGGGAGACUGGAGAAAGGCGGAGGAGGGUGAGGAAGCAACGAGUGAGGUGGAGGAGAGGCGGAGGCGGAGGGAAGGCCGUGGCCUGCCAUUGCUGGCAAGAGUUCACGGCAGACGAUUCUACGAGGCGGCGCGUGCAGCGGUGGAGGGCGUGCUGCAGGGGGGGGGCGUGCCCAUGGCGGUGGGCGGCACGGGACUCUACCUCGCAUGGCUGCUGUGCGGCCUCCUCGCCACGCCCCCCUCGUGCCCCUCGUGCCCCACGCUUGAGCGCGCCAUGGCUGCCAAGAUCCACGCCACUGUCAUGCGCGCCCGGCAGGCCAGGGCUGCCAGGGGGGAUGAGCGGAGCAUAGUGGCGGGUGGUGGGGUAGACGAGGCAGCAGGUGGACGUGAGGGGGAUGCAGAAGAGGGAGUGAUGGAGGGACAGGCGUUAGUAGGCGACUCAGGGCAAGAGUGGUGGAAGGAUAAUGGUGGAGGAGUGUCCCGCAUCCAGCAGGCCAGGGACAGUGAGCCACUCAAAAUCGCCCGCACAACCAUCCCCUCCUUCCCUCUUUACCUCUUUUUCACUCCUCUUCACCUUGAUGACAAUUUUCCGUCCUUUCCACAUCACGCCCUUUUCAUCAGCGCCUCUGUAAGCCUCUGCCUGUCUCCCUCCCUCAGGCCGCAGACCGCUGCACCUUCCUCUCACCAUUGCCUUCGCCUACACCACACAAUGCCACGCGCCUUUCUCAACCCCACGGCACCCCUUCGUCCUCAUGCCUCCAUCUCUUGCCUUCCUUGCAUGCCCCAUCGCCCCGCGCCCUCACUCGUGCUCUCUCCGCCUGUGUGGCGGGCAAGCGGGCUGCUGGAGGAGAGCCUGGCGCUGCUGCGAGCAGGGCUGCAGCCCGACUGUUCGUCGCCCACACGCGUCAUCGGCUACCGCCAGGCCAUGUCCUUCCUGCUGCACUGCCAGCACCUCAUGGACAGCUGUACUCGGGUGCACUUGCUCAAUCGAUUCUUGCCUCCCCAUGAGGAGCUGGUGCGGAUGGUGCUGCGAGACUUUGAUGGGCCGACAGGUGGGGAGGGGCACGUAGGUGGGGAGGGGCACGUGGAUGUGGAGGGGAGGUUUGGGGCAAAGAGCGAAGGGGGGCUGGGUGGUGUUGGAGGAGGAGGGGGCAGUGCGGGGGCGUGUGAGAAGUUGUGCAUGGGUGGUGCACCAUGCCGGGCAGGCAGGUCAGGCCAGCCGUCCAUGCAGCUCACCGUGCUGCCGUGCCUCCCCAAUGUGGAUUUCACAGGAUCUACUGCGACCAGCAUGCCAUCGCUGCCACGGUGGCGUGGAUUUGAGCCAAUGUCACGCCGCACCAACAAAGCUCACACAGCGAGCAAGGCAAUGCUGUUGCUGCAGGUGUGCUCGUUACAGAGACAUGAGAAGCCACAUCACAGCCUGCUGUGA
Messenger RNA from Closterium sp. NIES-65, 1875 nucleotides. The record is from the annotation of a GenBank genome assembly. NCBI's taxonomy places the organism in Eukaryota, Viridiplantae, Streptophyta, Zygnematophyceae, Desmidiales, Closteriaceae.